This is a messenger RNA of Miniopterus natalensis, 12162 nucleotides long. The record is from RefSeq and is a predicted model, not a curated record. Lineage: Eukaryota; Metazoa; Chordata; Mammalia; Chiroptera; Miniopteridae.
AUGAACGUUUCCAGGAGACUGGACCCCAAGGACCCCCUGGGUAGCCAGAGAGCAGCUUCCCCAACCCCGAAGCAGGCUCCUGCUGCUGCUCCCAGCCAUGAGAGCCCCCGAGAGACAAGGGCACAGGGCCCAGCAGGCCAGGAGGCUGAUGGUCCCCGCAGGACGCUGCAGGUAGACAGCAGGACACAGAGAUCAGGGCGGUCCCCCUCUGUGUCACCGGACAGAGGCAGCACCCCCACAUCACCUUACUCCGUCCCCCAGAUCGCCCCCCUUCCCAGCAGCACGCUGUGUCCCAUAUGUAAGACCUCGGACCUCACGUCGACCCCCAGCCAGCCAAACUUCAACACCUGCACCCAGUGUCACAGCAAGGUCUGCAACCAGUGUGGGUUCAACCCCAACCCUCACCUCACCCAGGUGAAGGAGUGGCUCUGUCUGAACUGCCAGAUGCAGAGGGCUCUGGGGAUGGACAUGACCACGGCGCCUCGCUCCAAGAGCCAGCAGCAGCUGCACUCCCCAGCCCUGUCUCCGGCCCAUUCCCCAGCCAAACAGCCCCUGGGGAAGCCAGAGCAAGAGAGAUUGCGGGGCCCAGGGGGACCACAGCCUGGCCCUCGCCAGGCAGAGACAGCCAAGGCCACCUCAGUGCCGGCACCUGCCCAAGCAGCCGCCCCUCCAGAGGUGGGGAAGGUGUCUCCUCAACCCCCUCACCCCAUCAAGCCUUCCACGGCUGAGCCCAGGCCACCUGGAGGAGAGACCCUGGCCAAAAGUGCCACCACAGUGCCCUCUGGGCCUGGUGCUGCUGAGCAGACCCAGGAGGGCCUCACUGGGAAGCUCUUUGGUCUGGGUGCAUCGCUGCUGACCCAGGCGAGUACCCUCAUGUCUGUGCAGCCUGAGGCCGACACCCAGGGCCAGCCUGCCCCCAGCAAGGGGCCACCCAAGAUCGUCUUCAGUGAUGCCAGCAAGGAGGCUGGCCCAAGACCCCCAGGCUCAGGGCCCGGGCCGGGGCCAGCACCUGGAGCCAAAGCUGAGCCUGCAGCUAGAACAGGUCCUGUAUCAGGGCCUGGAGCCCAGGCAAGAACUGGGGGAACAAGCAGUCCAAAGCCUGGCAGAGCAGAACACCAGGCAGUGUCCAAGGCUGCUGCCAAGCCAAAGACCAUGCCGAAGGAAAAGGCCACCUGCCCACUGUGCCAAGCUGAGCUCAACGUGGGCAGCAAGGGCCCAGCCAACUAUAACACCUGCACCACCUGCAAGCUCCAGGUGUGCAACCUAUGUGGCUUCAACCCGACGCCCCAUCUGGUAGAGAAAACCGAGUGGCUCUGUCUGAACUGCCAAACUAAGCGACUACUGGAGGGCAGCCUGGGAGAGCCGACCCCCCUACCGAUACCCACCCCACAGCAGCCCCCCACAGGGGCCCCUCACCGUGUGGCUGGAACAACCCCUCUGAAGCAGAAAGGGCCACAGGGGCUGGGCCAGCCAUCAGGCCCUGUGCCUGCCAAGGCCAGUCCCCUGCCCAGCAAGGCCAGCCCCCAAGCAAAGCCCCUCAGGGCUUCUGAACCCAGCAGGGCCCCGAGCAGUGCCCAGGAGAAAAAGACAGGAGUCCCAACUAAAGCUGAGCCUGUGCCGAAACCACCUCCAGAGACUACCCUGCCCCAUGGGACUCCUAAAGCAAAGACCGGAGUGCGGAGAACUGAACCCACCACCCCUGUCGUCAAAGCUGUUCCAGAAGCCCCCAAGGGUGGGGAGGCAGAGGAGCUGGUGGGCAAGCCUUACUCUCAGGACCUGUCCCGGAGCCCACAGAGCCUCAGCGACACGGGCUAUUCUUCUGAUGGCGUCUCCAGCUCCCAAAGCGAGAUCACAGGUGUGGUGCAGCAGGAGGUGGAGAAGCUGGACAGUGCGGGGGUGACAGGGCCACGUCCACCCAGCCCCUCCCAGCUUCACAAGGUGGGCAGCAUGCGGCCUUCCCUGCAGGCCCAGGGCCCCGCCUCCAGCAGCGAGCGCAGCAAGCUGCCUAGCGGCAGUGGUGGGGAGCAGAAGCGGCGGCCGCACUCCCUGUCCCUCAUGCCCGAGGCCUUUGACUCCGACGAGGAGCUGGAGGAUAUCCUGGAGGAAGAGGGGGACACUCUGGAGUGGGGGCGCCAGGGGGAGCAGCGGGACACAGCUGAGUCCUCGGACGACUUGGGCAGCCGGCUGAGGCAUGACUAUGUGGAGGACAGCAGUGAGGGCGGCCUGUCCCCUCUUCCAUCGCAGCCCCCAGCACGGGCAGCGGAAAUGACCGAUGAGGAGUUCAUGCGACGGCAGAUCCUGGAGAUGAGCGCUGAGGAAGACAACCUGGAGGAGGAGGGUGCGGCCACCUCCAGGCACGGCCUGGCCAAACAUGGCACCCAGAGGGGCGGCCCCAGGCCCAGGCCCGAGUCCAGCCAAGAGCCAGAAGCACUGCCCAAGAGGCGCCUGCCCCACAAUGCCACCACGGGCUAUGAGGAGCUGCUCUCUGAGGAAGGCCCAGAAGAGGCCAUCGAUGGCACCGGGGCCCUGCAGGGAGGCCUCCGCCGUUUCAAGACCAUUGAGCUCAAUAGCACAGGCAGCUAUGGCCACGAGCUGGACCUGGGCCAAGGCCCAGACCCUGGCCUGGACCGUGAGCCCGAGCUGGAGAUGGAGAGCCUGACAGGCUCCCCUGAGGACCGCUCCCGUGGGGAGCACUCCUCCACGCUGCCGGCCUCCACGCCCAGCUACACGUCGGGCACCUCUCCCACCUCCCUGUCUUCAUUAGAGGAGGACAGUGACAGCAGCCCCAGCCGCAGGCAGCGGCUAGAGGAAGCCAAACAGCAGCGCAAGGCCAGGCACCGCUCACACGGGCCCCUGCUGCCCACCAUCGAGGACUCCUCAGAGGAGGAGGAGCUGCGGGAGGAGGAGGAGUUGCUGCGUGAGCAGGAGAAGAUGCGGGAGGUGGAGCAGCAGCGCAUCCGCAGCACAGUCCGCAAGACCCGGCGUGACAAGGAGGAACUGCGGGCCCAGCGGAGGCGCGAGCGCUCCAAGACACCCCCCAGCAACCUGUCGCCCAUCGAGGACGCCUCUCCCACGGAGGAGCUGCGGCAGGCAGCCGAGAUGGAGGAGCUCCACCGCUCCUCCUGCUCUGAAUACUCGCCCUCGCCUUCCCUGGACUCGGAGGCCGAGGCCCUGGAUGGCGGCCCCACCCGGCUCUAUAAGUCGGGCAGUGAGUAUAGCCUGCCCACGUUCAUGUCACUCUACUCGCCAACUGAGCCACCCUUGGGCAGCUCCAGCACUCCCAGCUCUGGCCGGCCCCUCAAGAGCGCCGAGGAGGCCUACGAGGAGAUGAUGCGGAAGGCCGAGCUGCUCCAGCUGCAGCAGGGCCAGGCGGCUGGGGGCAGGGCACCCCGUGGCUUCCCUUCUCAGCCCGUAGGCCCCCGGGCCCAGGGUGCCUUUGAGUUCCAGGACACCGCUGACAAUGGCUAUGGCCGGGCUGCUCCACCUCCCUCGGAGGGCACUGCCUCCAGCCUGGGAUCAGCUGUCUACGAGGAGAUCCUUCAGACGUCGCAGAGCAUCGCCCGCAUGCGGCAGGCCUCCUCGCAAGACCUGGCCUUUGCCGAGGACAAGAAGGAGAAGCAGUUUCUGAAUGCCGAGAGUGCGUACAUGGACCCAAUGAAGCAGAAUGGGGGUCCACUUACCCCCGGCACCAGCCCCACCCAGCUCGCUGCCCCUGUGCCCUUUUCCACCUCCGCCACCUCAGACAGCAGUGGGGGCCGCGUCAUUCCUGACGUCCGAGUUACUCAGCAUUUUGCAAAGGAGCCUCAGGACCCCCUCAAGCUGCACAGCUCUCCUGCCUCCCCCAGCUCUGCCUCCAAGGAGGUCGGCACAUCCUUUCCCCAGGGCCCUGGGACCUCAGCCACCGCAACUGUGGCUCCUGGUCCUGCUGGCCUGCCUCGAGGGUAUGUGACUCCGACAUCCCCAGCUGGCUCUGAGCGCAGCCCUUCACCAUCUUCCACAGCCCACAGCUAUGGAGAGAGCCCGGCCACUGCAAGCUACGGAUCCCAAACUGAGGAGCUGCCCCAGGCCUCCAGCAGCCUUGCUGCCAGUGGACGGGCCGCCAGAGAGAAGCCCCUGCGUGUCGGUGAUGGCAAGAGCGGCGCUGCCCAGCCCUCCCAGGGAUAUUCCUACUUCGCGGGCCCUAGCCCGCCUCUCUCCCCAUCUUCUCCCUCAGAGAGCCCCACGUUCUCCCCUGGCAAGCUGGGCGCAAGGGCCACAGCAGAGUUCUCUACACAGACGCCAAGCCCGACCCCUGCCUCGGACAUGCCACGGAGCCCUGGUGCCCCCACCUCGUCCCCAAUGGUGGCUCAGGGCACACAAACGCCACAUCGACCCAGCACGCCUCGCCUGGUAUGGCAGCAAUCCUCUCAGGAGGGCCCCUUUAUGGUCAUCACUCUGGCGUCAGAUGCCUCCAGCCAGACCAGGAUGGUACAUGCCAGUGCCUCCACCUCCCCAGUGUGUUCCCCCACUGACACCCAGCCCACCACCCACGGCUACAGCCAGACACCUCUGAGUGUGUCUCAGCUUCCCUUGGAGUCUCCUGGGCCACCUGGCUUCCCGCGGGCAGCCAGUGCUGGUGCGGAUGGGCCCCUGGCACUGUAUGGCUGGGGUGCCCUCCCUGCUGAGAACAUCUCCCUGUGCCGGAUCUCCUCCGUUCCUGGAACAUCCAGGGUUGAGCCAGGUCCCAGGCCCCCUGGAAGUGCCGUAGUUGACCUCCGCACUGCCGUUAAGCCCACCCCCAUCAUCCUCACUGACCAGGGCAUGGACCUGACCUCUCUUGCUGUGGAGGCAAGGAAGUAUGGCCUUGCCCUGGAUCCAGUCCCAGGCCGGCAGUCGACAGCUGUACAGCCUUUGGUUAUCAACCUCAACACCCAGGAGCAGACCCAUGCCUUCCUCAGCACCGCCACGACCGUGAGCAUCACCGUGGCCUCAUCUGUGCUCAUGGCUCAGCAGAAGCAGCCUGUGGUCUACGGAGACCCCUUCCAGAGCCGGCUUGACUUUGGCCAGGGUACAGGUAGCCCCGUGUGCCUGGCCCAGGUCAAGCAGGUAGAGCAGGCUGUCCAGACAGCCCCGUACCGAGGUGGACCCCGGGGAAGACCCAGGGAGGCCAAGUUUGCCAGGUAUAACCUGCCUAACCAGGUAGCACCUCUGGCCAGAAGAGAUGUUUUGAUCACUCAGAUGGGCACUGCCCAGAGUGUUGGCCUUAAGUCAGGCCCUGUGCCAGAGCCUGGUGCUGAAGCCCACCGGGCCACCCCUGCAGAGCUGCGGUCUCAUGCUCUACCGGGUGCCAGGAAGGCACACACAGUGCUGGUGCAGAUGGGCGAAGGCACAGCAGGCACUGUGACCACACUGCUCCCAGAGGAGCCAGUGGGCGCCAUGGACCUCACGGGGAUGAGGCCUGAGAGCCAGCUGGCAUGCUGUGACAUGGUCUACAAGUUCCCCUUUGGCAGUAGCUGUACAGGCACUUUCCACCCUGCUCCCAGUGCACCCGAGAAGAGUGUGGCAGAUGGUGCCCCACAUGGCCAAAGCAGCGGCCCCUUCUACAAUCCUCGGGAUCCUGAGCCUCCUGAGCCCCCCACCUACCGGGCACAGGGGGUAGUGGGGCUUGGGCCCCGUGAGGAGCAGAGGCCCUACCCACAGGGCCUCCCUGGCAGGCUAUACUCCUCCAUGUCUGACACCAAUUUGGCUGAAGCCGGCUUCAACUACCAUGCCCACAGGAUGGGUCAGCUUUUCCAGGGCUCUGGACGAGACUCGGCUGUGGACCUCAGCUCACUGAAGCAGUCCUAUAGCCUGGGCUUUGCAGAUGGACGCUACCUGGGGCAGGGCUUGCAGUAUGGCUCGUUCACGGACCUGCGUCAUUCCACAGAUCUUUUGACUCACCCACUUCCCAUGCGGCGCUACAGCUCAGUGUCAAACAUCUACUCGGACCACAGGUAUGGCCCUCGGGGAGAAGCAGCUGGCUUCCAGGAGGCCAGCCUGGCCCAGUACAGUGCCACCACAGCCCGCGAAAUUAGCCGUAUGUGCGCGGCCCUCGACUCCAUGGACCAGUAUGGAGGGCGGCAUGGCAGUGGUGCUGGUGGCCCUGACCUCAUGCAGUAUCAGUCCCAGCCCCGGCCUGGGAUCAGUGCCCCGCAGGGUCUGGGUCCACUCAGAGCUGGCCUCCUUGGGAAUCCCACCUUCCCGGAGGGCCACCCAAAUCCUGGGACCCUGACCCAGUACAGGCCUGCAGCAGCCCAGGGAACAGCAGUCAGACAGCUGCUGCCAUCCACAGCCACUGUGCGCGCCCCUGAUGGCAUGAUCUACUCGACUAUCAACACCCCGAUUGCUGCAACACUGCCCAUCACCACCCAGCCUGGCUCAGUACUGCGGCCCAUGGUGCGUGGAGGCAUGUACAGGCCUUACGCAUCUGGUGGGGUCACAGCUGUGCCGCUCACCAGCUUAACACGCAUGCCCAUGAUUGCCCCCCGGGUACCUCUUGGGCCCACAGGGCUGUACCGAUAUCCUGCACUAAGUAGAUUCCCCACUGCUUCCAGCGUGCCACCUGCCGAGGGUCCUCUCUACCUGGGGAAGCCUGCUGCUGCUAAGGCGCCAGGGGCUGGGGGCCCACCAAGGCCAGAGCCACCAGCAGGGGCCCCUCGGGAAGAGCCUCUUUCCACAGCCACCCCUGCUGCUGCUGCUAAGGAGGCUGUAGCAGCCCCAGCCCCAGCCCCCCUGGCUGGCCAGAAACCACCAGUAGAUGCUGCUCCUGCAGGCGGCACUGGGGCCCCCAGCAGGCCAGGGCUUGAGAAGGAGGAGGCAUCGCAGGAGGAGAGGCAGAGGAAGCAGCAGGAGCAGAUGCUGCAGCUUGAGCGGGAGCGUGUGGAGCUGGAGAAGCUGCGGCAGCUGCGGCUGCAGGAGGAGCUCGAGCGGGAGCGUGUGGAGCUGCAGAGGCACCGGGAGGAGGAGCAGCUGCUAGUGCAGCGGGAGCUGCAGGAACUGCAGACCAUCAAACACCAUGUGCUGCAGCAGCAGCAGGAGGAACGGCAGGCUCAGUUUGCCCUGCAGCGGGAGCAGCUGGCACAGCAACGUCUGCAGCUGGAGCAGAUCCAGCAGCUGCAACAGCAGCUGCAACAGCAGCUAGAGGAACAAAAGCAGAGGCAGAAGCCCCCCUUCCCUGUGGUCUGUGAUGGACCUGGCCGAGGGCCUCCUUCAGCGGCCACUGAGCUGGCUCAGAAUGGCCAGUACUGGCCGCCCCUGACCCAUGCAGCCUUCAUUGCCGUGGCAGGGCCUGAGGGGCUGGGGCAGCCUCGGGAGCCCGUGCUGCACCGCGGUCUCCCCAGCUCUGCCUCGGACAUGUCGCUGCAGACAGAGGAGCAGUGGGAGGCAGGCCGCAGUGGCCUCAAGAAGCGGCACUCAAUGCCACGCCUGCGGGACACCUUCGAGGCAGAGUCGGGGCCUGAGCCCUGCAUGGUCAGGAGGAUUGCCGAUAGCAGCGUGCAGACUGAUGACGAGGACGGGGAGGGCCGGUACUUCCUGAGCCGGCGGCGCAGGGUCCGGCGGAGUGCUGACUGCAGCGUGCAGACUGACGACGAGGACAACACCGAGUGGGAGCAGCCAGUGCGCCGCCGAAGGUCCCGUCUUUCCCGCCACUCGGACUCUGGCUCGGACAGCAAGCAUGAUGCUGCUGCCUCGUCCACUGCCAGCACUGCUGCGAGAGCCACGAGCAGCGUGGGCAUUCAGACCAUCAGCGACUGCUCCGUGCAGACGGAGCCUGACCAGCUGCCCAGGGUCUCUCCAGCCAUCCACAUCACAGCUGCCACUGACCCCAAGGUGGAGAUCGUCAGGUACAUAUCGGCUCCAGAAAAGACUGGACGUGGGGAGAGCCUGGCCUGCCAGACGGAGCCGGAUGGGCAAGCCCAGGGUGGGGCUGGGCCACAGCUUGUAGGGCCAGCUGCCAUCAGCCCCUACCUGCCUGGCAUCCAGAUUGUCACCCCAGGGCCCCUGGGCAGAUUUGAAAAAAAGAAGCCGGAUCCCCUGGAGAUUGGCUACCAGGCCCACCUGCCCCCGGACUCCCUUUCACAGCUUGUGAGCCGCCAGCCUCCCAAGUCCCCUCAGGUCCUCUACUCACCAGUCUCACCCCUGUCCCCACACCGGCUCCUGGACGCCUCCUUUGCUUCCAGUGAGAGGCUGAACAAGGCUCAUGUGAGUCCCCAGAAGCACUUCGCGGCUGACAGCGCUCUCCGCCAACAAACGCUGCCUCGCCCCAUGAAGACCCUGCAGCGGUCCUUGUCUGACCCUAAGCCCCUCAGCCCCACCGCCGAGGAGUCUGCCAAAGAGAGGUUCUCCCUCUACCAGCACCAGGGGGGACUGGGUAGCCAGGUGUCGGCGCUGCCACCCAACGGCCUGGUCCGCAAGGUGAAGCGGACACUUCCCAGCCCUCCUCCAGAGGAGGCUCAUCUGCCCCUGGCUGGCCAGGCCCCCCCACAGCUGUAUGCAGCCAGCCUGCUGCAGCGUGGGCUGGCGGGGCCCACCGCUGUCCCUGCCACCAAGGCCAGUCUGCUCCGGGAGCUGGACCGGGACCUGAGGCUGGUGGAGCAUGAGUCCACCAAACUGCGCAAGAAGCAGGCAGAGCUGGACGAGGAGGAGAAGGAGAUCGACGCCAGGCUCAAGUACCUGGAGCUGGGCAUCACGCAGCGCAAAGAGUCGCUAGCCAAAGACCGGGGUGGCCGUGACUACCCGCCCGCGCGUGGUCUCGGUGAGCAUCGUGACUACCUGUCGGACAGUGAGCUCAAUCAGCUGCGGCUCCAGGGCUGUGCCACUCCUGGCCAGUAUGCAGACUUCCCAGUCACCGCUGCUGCUCCCGCCACCCCCUCUGGCCCCGCUGCCUUCCAGCAGCCCAGGUUCCCACCUCCGGCCCCGCAGUACACUGCAGGCAGUGGUGGGCCAGCUCCGAACGGAUUCCCAGCCCACCAAGCACCUACCUACCCUGGCCCUAGCACGUACCCAGUACCUGCCUUUCCUCCUGGCACCAGUUAUCCUGCUGAGGCUGGUUUGCCAAGCCAGCAGGCUUUCCGUCCCUCAGGCCAUUAUGCAGCCCAAACACCCAUGCCAACCACACAGAGCACCCUUUUUCCAGUCCCGGCUGACAGCCGUGCCCCCCAUCAGAAGCCACGGCAGACAUCACUAGCUGACUUGGAGCAGAAGGUGCCCACCAACUAUGAAGUGGUCCCCAGCCCUGUCGCGGCCAUGUCUUCAGCCCUGUCUGAAACCAGCUACAGUGGCCCAGCGGUAAGCAGCAGCUAUGAGCAAAGCAAGUCCACAGAGCUGCCCCGGGCCGGUGACCGCAGCAGCGUGAGCCCAGCCCACACCUACCCCUCUGACUCACACUAUGCCAGCUUGGAGCAGAACGUCCCUCGAAACUAUGUGAUGAUCGAUGACAUCAGUGAGCUGACCAAGGACAGUACCUCCACUGUCCCUGAUAGCCAGCGACUGGAGCCCCUGGGGCCAAGCAGCAGUGGACGUCCAGGGAAAGAAGCGGGAGAGCCAGGUGUCCUGGAGGGGCCCACACUGCCCUGCUGCUAUGGCCGAGGGGAGGAAGAAUCUGAGGAAGACUCUUACGACCCCCGUGGGAAGAGCGGCCAUCACCGGAGCAUGGAAAGCGACGGCCGACCAGGCAGCACCCACUACUACGGUGAGAGCGACUACCGCCAUGGGGCUCGAGCAGAGAAGUACGGUCCAGGCCCCGUGGGGCCCAAGCAUCCCUCCAAGAGCCUGGCCCCAGCAGCCAUCUCCUCGAAACGCAGCAAACACCGGAAGCAGGGCAUGGAGCAGAAGAUCUCCAAGUUCUCGCCUAUUGAGGAAGCCAAGGACGUGGAGUCAGACCUGGCCUCCUACCCUCCCCCUGCGGUCAGCAGCGGCCUGGCUGCCCGGGGCAGGAAGUUCCAGGACGAAAUCACCUACGGGCUCAAGAAGAACGUGUAUGAGCAGCAGAGGUACUACGGGGCAUCCAGCCGGGACCCAGUGGAGGAGGAGGACCGCACAUACGGCGGGAGCAGCCGGUCCCGGGUGGCAGCUGCGUACAGUGGGGAGAAGCUGUCCAGCCACGACUACAGUGGCCGGGGCAGGGGAUACGAGCGGGAGCGGGAGGCUGCGGAGCGACUUCAAAAAGUGGGCCCCAAGCCCUCAUCCCUGAGCAUGGCCCACAGCCGGGCCCGGCCGCCCAUGCGGAGCCAGGCCUCGGAAGAGGAGAGCCCUGUUAGCCCCUUGGGACGGCCGCGCCCUGCCGGCGGCACCCUCCCUCCUGGAGACACCUGCCCACAGUUCUGCUCCAGCCACUCCAUGCCUGACGUCCAAGAGCACAUCAAGGACGGCCCACGGGCUCACACAUAUAAGCGUGAGGAAGGCUACAUCCUGGAUGAUUCCCACUGCGUGGUCUCCGACAGCGAAGCAUAUCACCUGGGCCAGGAGGAGACAGACUGGUUCGAUAAGCCCCGGGAUGCCCGCUCGGACCGGUUCAGGCACCACGGGGGCCACGCCGUCUCCUCCUCCUCCCAGAAGCGAGGCCCUGCAAGGCACAGCUACCAUGACUACGAUGAGCCCCCCGAAGAGGGCCUGUGGCCGCAUGAUGAGGGUGGCCCAGGACGCCACUCCUCAGCUAAAGAACACCGACACCACAGUGACCACGGGCGGCACUCAGGCCGCCACGCUGGCGAGGAGCCGGGCCGGCGUCCUGCAAAACCACAUGCUCGGGACCUGGGUCGCCAUGAGGCUCGGCCUCACCCUCAGCCCAGCCCUGCUCCAGCCAUGCAGAAGAAGGGUCAGCCUGGGUAUCCCAGCCCUGCUGAAUAUUCACAGUCACCCCGUGUCCCAUCAGCAUACCACCAUGCCUCUGACAGCAAGAAGGGCUCCCGGCAGGCCCACUCAGGGCCCAUGGCACUGCAGCCAAAGCCAGAACCCCAGCCGCAGCCACAGCCGCAGGGUCGGCAGGCACCUCUAGGGCCACAGCAGUCACAGCCGGCACCAUCCAGGCAGACACCCUCAGCGCCAGCAUCGCGCCAGCCGCAGACUCAGCAGCAGCAGCAGCAGCAGCAGCAAGGUCCCGGGCUACAGCCCCCCCAGCAAACCCCAUCACAGGCUCGGCUUCAGCAGCAGCAGGGCCAGCCAACUGUCCGGGGCCCAGCCCCUGCUGCCAGCCAGCCAGCAGGGAAGCCUCAGCCAGGCCCUGCGACAGCCACAGGCCCCCAGCCAGCAGGACCGCCACGGGUAGAGCAGACAAAUGGCUCUAAAGGGGCAGCCAAAGCGCCUCAGCAGGGGAGGCCUCCUCAGGCUCAGCCACCAUCAGGACCUGGACCUGCAGGCAUGAAAGCUGGAGCCAGGCCUGGAGGGACCCCAGGGGCUCCCCCUGGCCAGCCGGGUGUCGAAGGGGAGAGUGUGUUCUCCAAGAUCCUCCCUGGAGGGGCAGCGGAGCAGGCAGGCAAGCUGACAGAAGCUGUCUCUGCUUUUGGCAAGAAAUUCUCCUCAUUCUGGUGACCAUGCCCUGAAGGGCUCUCAAGAGAUGAAGGGAGAUGAUAUCAUUGCUGUGGAAAAAUCUCUGGAGUCAGAGGCCUGGGCGCAGCUCUGGACUCUGCGUAUAACAGAGCGCUUCUAGCUGACCUCUGCACGAGCUAGUGAGGACCUGCUGGGAUUGUUGCCUGAACAUGCCAGGCUGCGGGCAGGCAGAACGAGGCCCCGUGCACCCUGCACGUUUCUCUGACCGAGAUGGCAGGUGAAAGGUGCCUCUGAAGAGGACACGCUGGUGAGGCCUGCACAGGAUGUGUGUGCGUGAACAUUCAGAAGGUUUCCAUCUGUAAAUCGCUCCCCUCUAACCUGAACCUUGAGCAGAGGCACCUGGCCACCCGUACGCAGCAGUGCACUGCUCAAGAGCAGAGCUGGGCUGCAUCUGUGGCCAGAUAGACAGGCUGAGGGCAGGGUCUUGCUGUGUCCUAGGGACCCUAGCUCCUGACCACCUGCUCCAUGCCUCUUCUCUGUGACUGGAAGGCUCAAAGGUCUGUGAGCCAGGAGAUGGCUCCAGGGGGGCAAAAGGGUGCUCAGGAAGAGCUAAAUAUCUGACACUUGUGGCAAGGACAGCUGAAAAUGUCAUCUGGA